UUUUUUUGAAGAGACGAAACUUAUGAGCACUACCCAUUUUUGAAAUUCGAAAAUUCGAUUUUCAUUGGCACCCUACUGUUCAGUUUAGUCAGGCUGGCAUCCGCCGGUUCGUGCACAACACACAACACAGACAGGACAGACGCACAGGGUUUCUGACGUUCCCCGAACACGAGCAGGCCUUGACAUUCCUGGUUCAGCUGGCGCAACAAGAAGCCUUUCCAGCUGAGAUAGCAGCGUUGAACAAGAACAAUCCAGUCAGUCCAUCGUCUUCGAUAAGCAAGUUGAAUCCAGUUCUCGACAGUGGAAUCCUCUGUGUGGGAGGCAGACUAGCCAAGGCGCCAGUGUCAGCGAGUCGGAAACAUCCGAUGAUUUUGAGCCACCAUCAUCCACUGGCAAGGUUGGUCCUGCACCACUACCACUGCAAGCACUUCCAUUCCGGAUUGCAGCUUCUCGUGUCUACAGUUCGUGAGCGUUUCUGGAUCACGCGCAUCAGGAGUCUUGCUAAUUCUGUAUUGCACGAAAGCGUUCGUUGCUUCCGAACCAGGCCGAAGGUGCUAGACCAGCUUAUGGCUGAUCUUCCGUCGGAACGAGUCUCUCCGGCACCUCCAUUCCUUAGAGUAGGCGUGGAUUAUUGCGGACCGUUCUGGAUCAAGUACCCUGUUCGUCGCGCGACUUCCACGAAACAUUACGUCGCCAUUUUCAUCUGCCUCGUUACGAAGGCAGUCCAUCUCGAGUUGGCUAGCGAUCUCACUAGCGAAGCCUUCCUUGCCGCCUUCAAAAGGUUCGUGGCUCGCAGAGGAAAACCGAUCCUGGUCAUGUGCGACAACGCCACAAACUUCGUUGGAGCCAAGCGCCAACUGGAUGAACUACGACAGUUGUUCAUCGACCAAACGUUCCAGGAGUCCAUCGUCCGUGGAGCGAUCGAGGACGGCAUAGAUUUCCGCUUCAUUCCAGCAAGAUCUCCCAACUUCGGUGGUCUUUGGGAGGCCGCCGUGAAGUCCUUCAAGGGUCAUUUCAAGCGUACCAUCGGCGACCGUGUGCUGCAGUACGACGAGAUGAUCACCGUGUUGCCACAAGUUGAAGCGAUCCUCAACUCUCGGCCCCUCCCGCCGGUCAGUAACGAUCCGUCGGACUUCGAAGCGUUGACGCCAGGUCACUUCUUGGUUCAGCGACCGUUGACAGCAGUUCCAGAGCCAUCUCUAGAAGAUCUGCAGCGGAAUCGGCUGUCCAUGUGGCAGCAAGCGCAAGACUACGUUCAGCAAAUCUGGACCAAGUGGUCCACUCAGUAUCUGUCCGAUCUCCACAACCGGACCAAAUGGACCCGGAAACGGGACAACAUCUCUGUUGGGACUCUAGUCCUACUCAAAGAAGACAAGCUUCCGCCACUAAGGUGGAAAUUGGGCCGCGUCAUUCAAAUCCACCCCGGAUCAGAUGGCAACAUACGCGUUGUUACUGUGAAGGCCCAGGACGGCGAGUAUCAGAGGACCAUUUCAAAAAUUUGCGUCCUUCCGAUCCGCGACAACCUGGAGUCUGAGCAGAUCUAAUCUGCAUUCUUUCGUCGAUUCUACUGCUUCUUUGAACUGCCAACUCGUUCCAAAUUCCUGCCUACCGGAACCACUUGAGGUCUACAAAAUCAGUAUCCCAUUCGUCACCUGUUGGUCAUUCAGUGGCCAGCCACAAUUGUAUCGUUCUGCAUGUGUGAAGUCCACGGUGCCAUCCUGUCCGUCAUUUUGAAGCGUUCCCGAUUAUGUCGCCAUUUCCAUUUGCCAAGGUAGCAGAGGCGUUGCAUCCAUGCGUUCGUGGUGAAGGAGUAUCCAUGGCACCUCUAGAUCCGCCGGCGACCGCUUCAUCGGCUCGUCAACGUAGAAUGCGUCUGCAUCGUCCGCCCUACUGAAGCUUCACCAUUGCGCGACCGGGACAUCGUCGGUGCUUUGGCACCCGCGGAGGCCAGGAGGCCUCCGCUUCAGGCAAGUCAUUUUAUGCUUGGGUUAUAUAGGUGAAAAAGCACCCUCUCAUUUUCCAGAUAGUUUUUCCGUUUGCUUGCCUGUGGACCGUGGACUCCAUCAUCCGUUUAGUCUGUCAACCUGGACAUCAUCGGCGUAUCAACGUUCGAUCGUUCAUCCGGGACAUCGUUGGUGCUUCGGCGCCCGCGGAGGCCAGGAGGCCUCCGCUCCAGGGAAGUCUAUUUUGGUUUGGGUUAUAUAGAUGAAAAAGCACCCUCUCAUCUUUCAGGAUAGCUUUCCCAUCGUAAAUCCGCGGCAUCCGGCCGUGGGACAAUCGAAUAUCCGUCCGUGGGAUUUCCGGCGAUCCGUCUGUGGGACAACCGUCCAACGGAUUCGUGUUCGGUCAUCCGAGUGAAUCAUCCCGUCCAUCAAGUGCAUCCGUGUUGGCAGAACCGUAGAAGGAACAGUAGGGUAAAUGAUGAUGGUUGGACCAAUUUGGGGUGUUUCAACACGAAACCAAAAUUCAAGUCAAGUUUUCCCUAUUAUUAUAAUAUUUUAAUAUGCUAAUUUUGGUACUGAUGGAAAGAUCUACUCUUCUAGUUUGUGAAAAGCCCGAGAAAACAUAAAUUUACUUUAAAAAAGUCCAUAAAAAUAGUUUUAUUCAAGCAGUAAAUUUUCAUCUUAGUUGGACCAACGCUGAUCAUGGUUGGACCAGAAGUCCGAUGAUGGUUGGACCUACUGGGAGAAAUAGUUUGUUCAAAAAGCCAUCACAUAUUAAUAAAACAAAAAGCUAUACAGACUUGUAAUGCAAAUUUUUAAAACUUGUGAGCAGUUUUUAGAGCGCGAGCAUGAUUUAUUAUCUUUGGAGUCGCGUCGAUUAUGAAUCAAAUGGUACGAGUGUUAGAGGGAUUAUCAGGGUGGUAACUAUACUCAUAUGAAGGAAAACAGAACAAAUCCAUAAUAUUUUAUGUAUGUUUAUUUUAAGGAACCAGUUCACAAGAUUAAAUUAUACAAAUUAUACAAAUUAAAUUAUACAAAUUCCAAAAAGACAUUUACAAAGACUGUUCCCGAUCUGAAGUCAUAUGUGAAUCGGCUGCCCAGUUUGACUGAUAGGCCAUCAACGGCUCCUCCAUGUUGAAGCCUUUGGCAGCUUGGUCAUCCCUCAGACAUCCGCGGGCUCGACGUUUAAACUGCCCUGGGUGGUAAUGCCGCUCAAACGCACCAGUUUCCGACCAAUAUCUGUGGAUGGUGCUUUAUUUCACGAGACAACAACGUCGAUGAACUUCAAUCAGUGGCAAAUCGGUCACCGGAUCGAUUGGCCCUCGAAUCACGUAACGAUUGGCCCUCCAAGUCUCUAACACGCACUGACUGGUUAGUUGAAUAGUUCCCGAAUUUUAACCUCUCGCGUUGUAUUUCAACUGCAGCCUUUAUUUCGAUAUUAGAGCCUACAACGCACUGAAACUCUCCAUUAUACGUAAUGUAAGUACGCGUGAAAAAAGUAAAUAAACAGAGCUAAUCCUAGCAACCAACAUGGUAACGGUUAGGUCCAACCAGAAUUAUUCGUAGGACCAAUCAUGAUCAUAAUCAGUUUAAUUGAUAUCGCUAAUUAAAGGGAUUUUUUAUACGAAAGCUAUGAAAUAAUAAUUUCCUAACGUAAAUUUCACAUGUUUUCGCAAUAGUAAAAUGCAUAAAGUUCAUAGAUUUGUUACAGAAUAUUCAUUUUAUUGAGGGUACAAAAUUCGUUAUUUUGGUGUCCCCACUCUACUUAGAGUGAGGCUUUCUAAAACAUACAUUUUUGAACAGAUUUGAAGGUAAAUUAACAAAAAAUCAAAGUGUAUUGAAUGAAUAAAAAGUUAUUUUUUGACAUUAGUGAGAUAUUACUUCAAGUUUUUAAGAAAAAGCUGGCAUAAUCGACUAAUUUCCAAAUUGGUCCAACCACGAUCAGUUUUAGGACUGGUCCAACCAUCAUCAUUUACCCUAGCAGUCUUCGCAGUAGAGCAGUCGUCGAACAUCCGAAGCCAUCGUCAUCGAGUCGACAGUCAUUGGCAGUUAGCUUCAACAGAAGAAUAGCAGUCGUCGGUUUCGUACCGCUGGCGUCAUCCCUUGAUUAGUAACAGCAGUCAGUGUAGCAUAAGAUUCAGUCUAGGCAAUAGUGUUUUUGAAAUCACUUUGAUUCCAAGGUGGGCGGUAUGUUUGUACGCAAAUGAAUUGUAUCACCCUAAGCAGCAUACAAUCCACAUGAGAGAAUCUCUCUCAGUAUCUCUUGUCUCCCGAUCAACCUACAUCUCAUUAGAUGCAGGUUCAAGCUAUCCAUUGUAAUGCAAUAUAGACCAGUUACCCACAGAUCGCCCGUGCGCGUGCACCUAUCGUUCUACCGCGACCGUUUUGAAGAACCAAUAAAUUCAAUUCGGUUGUACCGGCCCAGUUUUUAUUAGUACACAAUAAAGUGCUUUUAAUUCCUUAAUCGCGGGUCGAGUUCAGUGCCGUAUCCGAAAUCCGGUUCCAGUGUGAUCCUGUCGGAACAAAUACGUCCAAAAAUGUUUCGUGUAGUUCAUUCAGAAGAGCAUCUAUAGAUUUCCUCAGAAAAUUUACCAAGAAAUCUUUAAGAAAAGCUUCAAGGAAUUUAUCUGAGAAUUUAGAAAUUCCUCCGAUGCUCCGUAGAGAUUCUUAAAUAAAAAUAAACCAAUAACUCCUUUAUAAAAACUUCCAUGCAUUCUUUUUGAAAGUGCUCCAUGAAUUCUUUUGAAAAACCUACCAUGUAUCCCUUUCAGAAAAUUAUCCACUAAUUCCAUCAGAAAAAUCUCUAGAGCUUCUCACAGAAAUUUCUCCAGUAGAUGCUUCAGAAAUUUUGAAGGCAUUCGUUCAAAAAUCUUCCAUGAAUUUUUUGAGAAAUCGAUCUUCAAAACAGCCUCCUGGAAUUUAUCCUGGGGUUUCUUAAUAUUAAUGUCUUAAUUCCCUUUAAAAUAAAUUAAUUAGGAUGUUUUCCGUAAAUUCUCUCUGAGAUUCCGCCAGAAAUAACUUCAGAAAUUCUUUCUUCUAUUCCAUCAGAAAAUUUUUCAGCGAUUUCUUCGGGAAAUCUUCUAACGAUUUAUUAAGGAAUUUGUCUAUGGAUUGCAAUGUAAAUUUCCUUAGAUAUUCGUACGGAGAUUUUUCAAUGAGUUUCUUCGCGUGCGCCUCCAUGUUUUUUGCACAAACAUCUAGAGGAUUUUCUUCAAGGAGGAAAUCUUUCAAAAAUAUAUUCAAAAAUAUUUUCUCAGAUUUUUUUUAAUUUCCACAGAUUUUUAUCCUGGAAUCUAUACAGAUGUAUUUCUAUAUGUAAGGUACCCCGGGGCAAGUGAGAAUCCGGGGCAAGUGAGACCUACAGCUAUUAUUUUUAUUAUUAUCUAUUUUUAAUGCAAACGUUCUUCGUGGAAAACAUAGGUACCACACCAACAGAUACUUUGAAUACAAAAAUUGUUAUUGUUUCCAGCAUAAAGAGACCAUAUAUGUUAUUGUUGUUCAUAUAUCAUUUUCAAUUCACUAAGUGAGAUUAACGUACUCUACUACAUUCGUCGUUUAAAAAAAGAAUAACAAAUAAAGUCAAACUUUUCCAGUUUCAGGAUAAUAUUUGGAGUGCUUGCAAAUUAUUUCAAGCGAAAAAGAGGUAACUUAUUUUCAUUUAUUACCUUUAGUUAACUGCUCUCACUUAUCCCAGUACGUUUCAGCAUCUGGGGCAAGUGAGACCUAUAAGAGUAAACAAACAAACAAACGCAAUUUCAUAGUUUGUUCUAACUUUCUUCAGCUUAAGUCGAAAUUUACACAAAACUGAAGUAAAAAUCGGUGUCUUACAUAAUCAGGCGUUGAAAUAUACUUAAUUACUUCUAUUUUGAUGAUGAAGCUAUUAUUUAAAUUGGUGAAGUCUCGGGUAUUUUUUUUUCGAAACCAUCUAUUUUUCACAUGUUUGUCUAUCAUUCCAUUAUUUUUUCACUGCAAAAUAAGUUUUUCUGAGUGUUAAGGAACCGUCUAUAAUGUAUAAAAAAAUAGGAAAACGACCUAUUCAAAUGAUUUGAAAAAUCUUUAAAAAUCUUUAAUGGUCGUAAAAUUAUGUAUGGGAAAACAUAACAUCUGUAAAUCUUGAAAAAUCUUUUGGUGAGAUUCAUCAACUAUGUAAUAUGAAAAGCAAGUUUCGAAAUCUUCCGUCAUUUAACUUUAUGGUGCUUUUUGUGUAAAAAAAAUCAAUAGGGUUUGCACGAGCUGCUAGAGUUAAAUCAACUUUUUCUCUCAGUAAUUCGUUAUUAUAUGUGUUACGUAAUUUAUGCAAGGUACCACAAAACUCUUCCAACACAAAUUUCUGAACAAAGUUAAUCGUAUGAGAUAUUUAUACUUAUGCUACCUUACCAGCAGCAACUAUAUUAAGUCAUAUGUACAACAAUUCCGAAUAGGUCCCACUUGCCCCGUGAAACGGAGUAUAGGAAGAUCUGCUACACUUUUCUUUAUAUGCAUGAUAUAUAGAAUUUAAAAAAUUUGAAACAGUUUUAAUGCCCGUUAAUAUGAAGAAAUAUACCAACAAUGUCUUUUAGAACCUUUGAAAUUAUAAAAUUAUUUAUGUUCAGAAUUUUUUGCCAUAAAAAAAUCAAACUAGCACUUUUUUAGGUCCCACUUGCCCCGGGGUACCUUAUCUUAAGAUUUUUGGAAGAAGAAACACUAAUCUACGAGAAAUUUCUGAAAAUCAUCGAUAAGUUUUAUAAGAGGACUUCUCCAAGUAUGUGUUUUAAUUUCUCGAAAAAUUCUUCAAGUGUUUCAGCAAACGUCAUUUAGGGAGUUCCUCCAGGAAUUUAUUCAGAUUUUUAGGUUUUUUAUUCAAAAUCUUCAUUGUGUUACACACAAAUUCCUCCUGGGAUUCUUUCAAGAAUGCCUUCAGGAGUUCUUGAAGGUAAUUUACUGGAAAUUUCUCCAGAACUACCGUCAAGGUUUAUUUCAGAAUUUAUACAGAAAUUUAUUUUAAAAUUUCUUUAGAAAAUACUUCAGAAGAAGUUCCAGAAAUUUUCUCCUGUAUUUUAGGGUUUUCUUCAAGAAUUUCAGCAAGAAAAUUCUUCAAUCUUCCUUCAAGCUUCCUCGACGAAAUUCUCUGAAGCAGUCACUGAAGUAAUCUCUGGAGGAAUGCAAGAAGUAAUCCUUAUGAAAUCUUUUGAAGGGCUUCCUGAAAGAAUUUGUAUAGAAACUUAAAAACGAACGUUCAAUAAACAAUGUCUGAAAGAAUUUUUGAAAAACUUUUGAAAAAAAAAUGAUUUGUAUAGUUUCUUUGUCGAACAAAUUUGUAUA
Aedes albopictus (Asian tiger mosquito) is the source of this 7244-nucleotide messenger RNA. RefSeq lists its product as uncharacterized. Lineage: Eukaryota; Metazoa; Arthropoda; Insecta; Diptera; Culicidae. The transcript is spliced from 2 exons. Gene Ontology annotation, biological process: DNA integration. The record is from RefSeq and is a predicted model, not a curated record. The coding region runs from base 366 to 1544 and encodes 392 amino acids. Gene Ontology annotation, molecular function: nucleic acid binding.